This is a messenger RNA of Setaria italica (foxtail millet), 1438 nucleotides long. RefSeq names its product ER membrane protein complex subunit 10. The record is from RefSeq and is a predicted model, not a curated record. NCBI's taxonomy places the organism in Eukaryota, Viridiplantae, Streptophyta, Magnoliopsida, Poales, Poaceae. The transcript has 9 exons. The coding region runs from base 83 to 979 and encodes 298 amino acids.
GAAAAUCUCACCGAUCUGUCUGAUCUCUCGCAAGUCCACUCCAAGCCUCGCCGUCCUCCGCCGCCCUCUCCCUCUCCUCGCCAUGGCGCCGCCGCGCCGCGCUCUCCUCGCCCUCGCGGCCCUCCUCCUCUUCUCCCUCUACCUCACAGCCGCCGCCUUCCAGUCCGACGAGCUCGUCCUCAACGACGACGAGGAGUUCGAGGGCGUCGGCGCCCGCCCGUCCUCCCCCUCCCAGCCGGCGGCCCCGGCGGUCCCCUCCUCCCGCCGCCGAUCCGCGGACGCGGCGUCGGCAGCGGUCGGCGAGUCCAACGCCCUGCAGUUCACGCUUGAGCACGACCUCGGCGUUGGCAAGGGGUUCACCCCCGCCGGAACCUUCUCCGCUCGGCUCAAGACCUCCGCCCAUGGCACGCAGACUCUCACAAAGCUUCGCUUCAUGAGGAAUGAGUUAACUGAGGAUGAUAAAGAUGCAUUCAAAAAAUUGCUUCAGGAAGAUGGCUUUUAUACAAUCAGGCUGCCAUCUAAUGUGUUGGACCCUACAAGAAAAGACAAUGUUGUUUCCUCAAUCAAAGCUAGAUGCAUUCCACGUGACAGUUUGGAUGAACACGUUGUUAUCCACAUGGAUGGUGUAAAUAUUUUGGCAGUUAAUUAUGGUUCUGUUGGUGGAUGCCAAUACCCACGACAAAUGAAAUUUCCAUCAAAAUGGACAUUCAGCUCUUAUACUAUUUUGAAGACUGCUGAACAGGCACCAAGAACCCCAUCAUUUGUGGACCAGAUGUUAGAAGCUGACAAUGGACUUGGUGAAGUGAUGAAACCACCUGAGAAAUCAUUCUGGGCUAAAUAUUGGAUGUACAUUAUUCCUCUUGGUCUCAUUGUCAUGAAUGCUGUUACGGCAGCAGCAAACAUACCAGAGGAGCAAGCUGCAGGCCAGGGCCAACCUGGAGCACAACGAGCAUCCGCUGCUGCUGCAAGGAGAAGAUGAUUGUUGUUUCUAUGUGUUUUCGGUGUCAGUGCCUUGCGCCUUCCAGAUCAAUGGAGAAUGAACAGGAGACAGCUCGUACAAUAGCAUGGUGACCGGAUCCCAUUCUGUACUGAGAAGUUUCCCAUUAGCAUAGUGGCCUUUGAAGCUGCAGUUGAACACUCAUUUGUUGGUAGCAACUUUAACCAGUGCAACCUGUAUUUGAUGAUGUAAAGUGACUUUAUUUGUCCAUUUUGAAUCCUAUGUGUUGUUUAUAGAUCAUCCUUAUUUUGUACCGAUCGAAGUGGUCACUUGAUUAGCCAAUAUUCUCGUGUUUCUCGAGUGCCACAUGGACAUUGCUGUAUGAAGCUGCGCAAACUGUGGCAAGAUGUUUUGUAGCUACCAAAUAUAUGUACACGUAUUAGACAUGACAUUGUGAGAGUUUGCAAUUUCAUAUGGAUCAAGGAAAAAGGCUCUUCAAAA